CGGUAAGACACAUGCGUGUGUUUGCCAACCACCAUUAAACCUCAGAGGAAGAAGAUUAGUUUCAGAAUGAUCUCUGGUGUUGUGUUGUGAUACUGACUACAAACUGUUAGAAAUGUACUUUUAGUAUAUAGAAAGACACAUGUUGAAUCAGGUCAAUAAAUACCGGUAAUAUUCCCAUCCUCAUAGACGGUAGUAAGGUUUGAAGCGAGCAGGAAUAUCUGGAGGAGUAUCAACUGAACUGAGAUCUGCUGCUGUGAAGAUGGCGUUUGUUAAAGAGGAGAGUGAGGAGGACAUGAGUAAACCAGAACCCUGGAGAAUAAAACACGAGGAACAAGGAGGUCUGGUGAAAGUGAAAGAGGAAAGAGAAGAUCUGAAUGAAGUGGAGGAGAAAUAUCAGCUUCAGAAAGCUCAUGAUGACACCGCUGAAGAAAAACCAUUGAGUUGCUCCAAAACUGAAAACAGUUGCUCACAAAGCAGCAUUCAAAAAGCAGAAGUCAAAAGACCUUUCGUCUGUUCUAAGUGUAGAAAGACUUUCAAACAUAAAAGAAGCCUUAAGAGUCACAUGAUAAUUCACACAGAAAAAAAUACUUUCACCUGCUCUUACUGUGGAAGGACGUUUACAAAGAAAUCACACCGUAAUGAUCAUUUGGUAAGUCACACUUCAGAAAAGCCUUUCACCUGCCCUGAGUGUGGAAAAACUUUCACACGUAAAGAAAGCCUUAAGAAUCACAUGUUAAUUCAUAUUGGAAAAAGGCCUUUCGCCUUCUCUCAGUGUGGAAAGGGUUUUACAUGUAAAGGACACCUUAAGAAUCACAUGCUAAUUCAUGCUGAAAUAAAGGCUUUCAUCUGCUCUCAGUGUGGAAAGAGUUUUACACAGAAAGCACACCUUAAGUAUCAUUUGGUAACUCACACUUCAGAAAAUGCUCUCAGUGUGGAAACACUUUCAAACAUAAGGGAAGCCUUAAGAUACACAUGUUAAUUCAUGCUGGAAACAAGCCUUUCAUCUGCUUUUACUGUGGAAAGAACUUUACACAGAAAGGACACCUUAAGGAUCAUUUGGUAACUCACACCUCUGAAAAGCCUUUCUGCUGCUCUCAGUGUGGAAAGUGUUUCACACGUAAGGCAAACCUUAAGCAUCACAUUUUAAUUCACGCUGGAAUAAAGCCUUUCACCUGCUCUCAAUGUGGCAAGAGUUUUACACAGAACUCACACCUUAAGUAUCAUUUGUUUAUUCACACUUCAGAAAAGCCGUUUACUUGUUCUCAAUGUGGAAACACUUUCACAUGUAAAAGAAGCCUGAAGAAGCACAUGUUGAUUCAUACUUGAAAAAGGCCUUGUACCUGCCCUCAGUGUGGAAACACUUUUACACAUCAAGGAAGAACAUUUCACCUGCUCUCAAUGUGGAAAGACAUGAGAAUUCACACUGAAGAGAUGCCUUACACACAUCACUCAGAUCUCAUCGUUUUCAUCUUCGCUUUAUUUUUUGCAAAGCAUUAUUUUGUAUAAUUUCUGUUAUGAUAGAGACAUCGACUUUUGCUUUGAUUCGUUAUACAUAUUGUGGGCGGAGCAAUGGAAGGAGGGAUGGGCUUGUUUGUUUAGGUUGAUUUCAGAUAUCGUCAGUGUUCUCAGAAAUCACUUACUGAACCUAUAACUGUGAUCACUGCAGUAAAGAAAAAUUGCUUUG
Messenger RNA from Megalobrama amblycephala (Wuchang bream), 1684 nucleotides. RefSeq names its product gastrula zinc finger protein XlCGF49.1-like. Bases 260 to 979 code for a protein of 239 amino acids. The transcript is spliced from 2 exons. The record is from RefSeq and is a predicted model, not a curated record. Gene Ontology annotation, biological process: regulation of transcription by RNA polymerase II. Gene Ontology annotation, molecular function: DNA-binding transcription factor activity, RNA polymerase II-specific; RNA polymerase II cis-regulatory region sequence-specific DNA binding. NCBI's taxonomy places the organism in Eukaryota, Metazoa, Chordata, Actinopteri, Cypriniformes, Xenocyprididae.